Ipomoea nil (Japanese morning glory) is the source of this 1194-nucleotide messenger RNA. RefSeq lists its product as uncharacterized. Lineage: Eukaryota; Viridiplantae; Streptophyta; Magnoliopsida; Solanales; Convolvulaceae. Gene Ontology annotation, molecular function: RNA-DNA hybrid ribonuclease activity; nucleic acid binding. The coding region runs from base 1 to 1194 and encodes 397 amino acids. The transcript has 3 exons. The record is from RefSeq and is a predicted model, not a curated record.
AUGUGUAGGCCUAAGAAGUUUGGGGGUCUGGGAUUUAAACGGUUGCAUGAGUUCAACUUGGCGUUGCUGGCCAAGCAGAGCUGGCGCCUUCUCACAAAGCCAGAAACGCUGAUGGCUCGUGUGUUAAAAGCAAGACGAAGGAUAGGCAAUGGGCGAGCUACUCAGGUUUGGUCACAUCCUUGGUUGCCGGAUUCUCUUGACCCUUAUGUGUCUACUUUGCAGCCGGCUACCAAUCAGGGAUGGACUGUGGCUGAUUUGGUGGAUGAUUCAACAGGUGCAUGGAACGAUAACGUGAUCCAGCAGACUUUUAAUACACGGGAUGCCGCUUUGAUUUAUAAGCUGCCUUUGAAUGGAAUUUAUGAUGAUUUGUGGUUCUGGGAGGGGGACAUUACAGGGAAUUAUUCGGUAAGAAGUGGAUAUAGACGGCUAGGGGGUGAUUUAGCUCCUAGUUCGCCGUUGCCUUUUCCCCAAUAUAAUGGUGACAAUUUUCUGUUUUGGGCAGAAUUGUGGUUAGGAGGAGUAUCAGCGCUGGAUUAUGAAAGUAAAGGGAAGAUGUGUGGCUUGUUACAUGGCAUUUGGUCAGCCCGGAAUUCGGCUGUUUGGAGUAAUUUCCUACCAACUCCCACGGCAUUGUGCAGCAGCCUUUUGUCUUGUUGGGCAGCUUGGAAGGCGCAUGGGGCCGGAUCAAGGGAAUCACAGUGUGCUCCAGUCAUGCAUGCAAAUAACGACCAGCGUGGUGUGGCUUGUUAUGUGGAUGCGGCGUUCCAUGAUUCGAAUCGGCAGCCUACUUACGGCUUCAUGGUCUUGGAGGAGGAUGGAAGUUACAUAGCUGCGGCGAAUGGCCCCUUGGUUUGUCCGUAUGAUCCCGUGAUGGCGGAGGCGAUGGCGGUAACUGAGGCACUUUCUUGGUUAAAGAAUAAUGGUUACUCGGCAGUCAGACUAUUCACAGAUAGCACGGUUUUGGUUUCUAGUAUUAGGGAUGCUCGUUUCUUUCGUUCUUAUUUUGGUUUUAUUUUGGACUCUUGUAUUCGAUUAAUUUCUGCUAUGCCUGGAACUGUAGUCUCGUUUGUUAGACGAAAUGCAAAUAUUGCGGCACAUACGCUAGCUAAGCAUGCUAGUGCGCCGGUUGGAAGUUCUGUUUGGAGGGAUGGUCCUCCGCAUUUUUUGGAGCAGAUUAUAGCCAAUACAAUCUGA